Messenger RNA from Molossus molossus (Pallas's mastiff bat), 4621 nucleotides. It is a transcript of the gene PPM1L, whose product is annotated as protein phosphatase, Mg2+/Mn2+ dependent 1L. Bases 721 to 1803 code for a protein of 360 amino acids. Gene Ontology annotation, biological process: positive regulation of canonical NF-kappaB signal transduction; negative regulation of canonical NF-kappaB signal transduction; protein dephosphorylation. The record is from RefSeq and is a predicted model, not a curated record. Gene Ontology annotation, cellular component: nucleus; cytosol. Gene Ontology annotation, molecular function: cation binding; protein serine/threonine phosphatase activity. NCBI's taxonomy places the organism in Eukaryota, Metazoa, Chordata, Mammalia, Chiroptera, Molossidae. The transcript has 4 exons.
UGCUGGCGAGAGGCAGGCAGAGCCGGGCUGGCUGCCUGCAGCUCAGCGCCGAUCGUGCUGCGUCGCUGGGCUCCGCGUACCCCCACCUCUGCUCCGGCUCCCGCAAAACUUUUAUUCUCUUGGGCCCCCCGGGGUGUCUGAAGGAAUCGGAGCACUCGGUCGGCUCAGCGUUCCUCUGCAGCGGCGGCGACCGAGGAGACCUGCAUCCCUCGCCCGCCGGGCUCUAGCGCCCUACGCCUCCUCACCUGCUGAUCGCCCCCCGGAGCGGCGAGGGUGCACCCGCGGAGGGGCCGCGCGGGCGCCAGCGCCCCUGAACUCUCCCACCCACUGUGGCCGACCCACCGGGCGCAACUUUAACUUGAUUCCUCUCGCUCAGUCCCAGUACCAGCGGCUGCUGCUGCCACCGUUUCGGCCGCUGCCGCCUCACAAAGGGGCGCAAGGAAAGGAGGCGGCACCGGCGGCGGACACCGGCGUCUGUGCGCAGGGCGCGGGCCUCGGGGUCGCAGAGGCCCGGAGACAAAAGGGAAAUUGCCGCUGUUCGCCGUGCCGGAUCGGAGUAGUGUACUAGACUGCCUCCCGCCCCGCUCCGCGGUCCUCCUUCCCCCACCCUAGUCUGCUGCUCCGCCUCCCUCCCGGCGGACCGUCCCCGCAGUGCUCCGGGACUCGGCAAGCCUUCGGGGCGCGCGUCGCUGCUGGUGGUUCGGACUCUAGCGAUAAUAAAUGAUAGAGGAUACAAUGACUUUGCUGUCUCUGCUGGGUCGCAUCAUGCGCUACUUCUUGCUGAGACCCGAGACGCUCUUCCUGCUGUGCAUUAGCUUGGCGCUGUGGAGUUACUUCUUCCACACGGACGAGGUGAAGACCAUCGUCAAAUCUAGCCGGGACGCCGUGAAGAUGGUGAAGGGCAAGGUCGCAGAGAUCAUGCAGAACGAUCGGCUCGGGGGGCUCGACGUCCUGGAGGCCGAGUUUUCCAAGACCUGGGAGUUCAAGAGCCAUAAUGUGGCAGUGUAUUCCAUCCAGGGCCGGAGAGACCACAUGGAGGACCGAUUCGAAGUUCUUACGGACCUAGCCAACAAGACGCAUCCGUCCAUCUUCGGGAUCUUCGAUGGGCACGGGGGCGAGACUGCAGCUGAAUACGUAAAAUCUAGACUCCCAGAGGCCCUUAAACAGCAUCUUCAGGACUACGAGAAAGACAAAGAAAAUAGUGUGUUGUCUUACCAGACAAUCCUCGAACAGCAGAUUCUGUCCAUUGACCGAGAAAUGCUAGAAAAAUUGACUGUAUCCUAUGAUGAAGCAGGUACCACGUGUUUGAUUGCUCUGCUAUCAGAUAAAGACCUCACCGUGGCCAACGUGGGUGACUCCCGUGGGGUCCUAUGUGACAAGGACGGGAACGCCAUUCCUUUGUCUCAUGAUCACAAGCCUUACCAACUGAAGGAAAGAAAAAGAAUAAAGAGAGCGGGUGGUUUUAUCAGUUUCAAUGGCUCCUGGAGGGUCCAGGGAAUCCUGGCCAUGUCUCGAUCCCUGGGGGAUUAUCCGCUGAAAAAUCUCAACGUGGUCAUCCCAGACCCAGAUAUCCUAACCUUUGACCUGGACAAACUCCAGCCCGAGUUCAUGAUCUUGGCAUCGGAUGGCCUCUGGGAUGCUUUCAGCAACGAAGAAGCUGUUCGGUUCAUCAAGGAGCGCUUGGAUGAACCUCACUUCGGGGCCAAGAGCAUCGUUUUGCAGUCAUUUUACAGAGGCUGCCCUGACAACAUAACCGUCAUGGUGGUGAAGUUCAGGAAUAGCAGCAAAACGGAAGAGCAGUGAGCCCUUUGGGGUUGCAGCUGCCGUAGACUAAAGGACUUUCAACAUACUGGUCUCUUAUAAUGUAGUAAAAGGUGUGGACGCUGCAGUUAGGAUCACCCAUCCCAGACGUGGGAUUUCCCUCCCUGGCCAUCUUAGGUCCAUAUUCAAUGAUGAUGAAAAGAGGGUGCUCCUGGCCAAUGUAGUUGAGAGGCUGGAAAACUGUUUCUUCGUGUUUCCCAAUUCUUUAAUCCAGUGUCCAAAAUAUAUAAAUGUGUAGUUGUAGAUUCACAUGUAUGAAGCAAAUGGCAUGUAUGCCAGAUAGUCCCCCUUUUAAGAUUCUUUUCAGGACCCCUUACCGGGCCCUCCGGGCAUCUGACUUUGUGUCCUGUCUUUGGAGCAGUGAGCAGAGCCGGCGGCCCAGAGCUGCAGGACACAGGCCGCAGCGUCGCCCGUGAGUCGGGGCAGUGCCCUUUGCUGAGGGCAGAGCUGCCCUGGGAAUGCUCACCCUCCUGCACCCAGGUCUUCCGCUCGGCCGCAGCCCAACAGAUCUGAGGUGGGCUGCUCUUCGUGGCUGCCCUUGGAGAUGGAGAGGAGCAGGGAGGUUGAGGCGGGCUGCACAGCCGAAAUCAUCUUUUUCUCUUGCUCCCUUUAUUAGUUCAUUAGACUUUGGGUACCACCUGGCCCGUCUUUGCGCAUUUACCCUAAUUGUGCAUGACCUUAACCUUUUGCUUACACCUUAUCUUCUGUCAGCUGUUAAACUUCACAACCAGAUGCCAUGAUUUCUUGUCCUGUUACCAAGAACUCUCUUAGGGGAAGUCAGAAAUUAAGUCACUGUGGUAAAUCACAGUAUCAUAAUUCCUACCAUCUGUAAGGAUAGAGAGGGAGAAAUAACCGCUGAAUCAGUCCCGCUGUGCCCUUGGGAGGUUGGGCACGUGUAUUGGGAGAGAAAGCUGGGGUACCACCCUAGAUAGAGCUCCCGCUGCCAGUUUUCAUGCUUCCCCCCUCUCCUAUCCUGGUAGCUUUCAAGUGUCUUUCAAGGAGUGUUCUGAGAAGCCACAGCUGGGACCUGCAUGAGUGUUUGUUGAAGCGCAGGACCGAGUUCCCAGCCAGGUGUUGGAAUGUGGUGGUAAACUGCCGGCCCGGCUUCUCCUCGACAGUGGAGAGCAGCAGCCUUGAACUUGGCUGCAGAUCACUGUCCACAGUGGGUAGCUGUCCCCAGGCAGACUAUUCAGUGACCGCAACACUGGUUGGGAAUUCAGGCUCAAACCCGUACUGUUAAGCAGCCCAGAGUUAUUUGGGGGCCAGGCUUGCUGCUUUCCGUUUCCUAUCACCAAAGUCAUGUUUCCAAUCUCAGUAUUUUAAAAAGUUAAUUGACAGAAUGCUCAGUCACCCUGUUUGCCUGACUGCAGUGGCUCAAACAGCCAAACCGGAUUUUCAUUGCGUUCCCAGCCCCGUAUGUCUGAAAUGCCGGGGUGUCCGCCUGGCUCUGUUCUUUCUGAGUCAGCACUUGUCAUUAUAGCCUCUCGGGGGCCCUGCUCGCUGGCCGCCUCCUGCCCCCCUCAGCUGUGCUCCUCUGAAGCGGGCUCCAGACAGAACCCGCGGGUGGGACGGUUCCCCUGUGGCUGCCAAGGACUGCCACCUGUGGAUCCCCCCAGCGCUCACCUUCCGUUGACUACAGUGAGAAUGCAUAAUAGUUCCCCAGGAGACUUGCUUACUUUUGUAAACUAUAACUUUAGAAUCCCAACAUUAGCAUUAGGUUUUUUAUUAUUUUUUUUAGCCACAGAAUGUUCCAGUACAAACUACCUACCACCAUUGAGAUUGAGCUCUUUCCCAAAAAGAGACACUGAACAUUUGGAUGUGUGUAUCUGGGUGGGGGUGAGGAAGGGAACGUGGGGGACAUGCUGACUGUGGUCAGUAUGGGACAGUCAGGCCUUGUGCCUGAGUUUGCCUGAAGAUUUAGGGCGUCUGACUCGGAGUGUUACCAAAACCCACCAGCCAACUUGAGUUCGGGAGUAAGCAAUGUCAUUUUGUGGUUCACAGUCAAUUUUCCUUUUUUUUAUUUUUAACAACUUUGAAAUUCAUAAUCACAAAGAAAAGACAUUUUAAAAUGCUAUGACCAUUGUUAUUGUCCAAAAUGAAAAUAGUAUUGUUUUGGUGAAGAUGAAAAAGAAAAGCUACUAAAUUAGUAAAUUGGUGUUUAUUUGCUGCAGAGUAUCUCAGUAGAUGGUGCAGGAAUGCAUGACUUCCCCUCUAACUGAGGUUCACAAGGCAUCCUCUCAAUUUUUCUUUGUAGAAUUAAUUCAUUUCUGACUUUAACCCAGUGGUGUGUAUAUUUCCUAUUCCCUUACUGCCUCUUUUCCUCUCGUUUUGGCUUGUAGAUUUGUAAAAGAUAGAAUUUGUAGGCAAAAUAGUAGCAGUUUGAUUAAUCCCUAUGUCCAGAGUAUUUUACUCCCUUCCCCUGUCCUGGAGCCCUCUCUCCCAGACCCUCCCCCAGCUGUUGGGAGUCUACAGACAUCACCCUCCGGUGCCCUGUGGCUCGUAGCUUCUCCCGUUUUCUAGGGACAGGGAAGGUUGAAUGGAGCCCUCAGGGACAUUGAGCAGUUUGCAUGUGAAGCUUCCCUGAACAGCACUGCCAAAGCCUUGGAGUGUCCCCCGAGCUGCCCAGACUCCCCAGCCCAGUUCGCCUUGCCAAUAGCUCCCAUGGUGCCAAAUUUGGGAUGAUUUUACAGUCUUUUAGAAAUGAAGCUGGGAACGGGUGACCACAUGCUUAUGAGCCCCAGCAAGAUGCCAAGCCCGGGGCCUCAUUAACACCCCGCUCUGCUGCCGCCCCGCUGGCACU